CUUGCGAUUGACUUCAGUUUAUAUGCGCAGGAGUGAGAACUAGACGUGUGCCAAAUUGUGUUACGACUUUGUUGUGAAAUUCUGUUGUGUCUAGUCGUAAUGUCGCGACUAAAGUGUGUGUUGUUGUGUGCGUUUCUAGCGCUUUCUGCGCUGGGACCAGCUGAUGCCAGGAAGAGUUUCGGAGGUCGUUCACACUACCCGAGGUCGGGGGGCCUCUCCGGAUCCUCACAUGGAGGCUCACAUUCUUAUCCAAAAUCGCCAGGAUUGUCCGGUGGAGGCCACGGAUAUCCUAGCUCUGGAGGCAUGUCAGGAGGAGCGCAUGGCUACCCAAGCUCAGGAAAUUCACAUGGCUACCCAGCAUCAGGUGGACUAUCCGGGUCAGGGUCGAGACCAGCAUAUCCAAGUAAUACCAACACUCAUCCGAGCAGCAACCACGGCUACCCUGCUAGUGGAGGACUGUCAGGGAACUCCAACAAUAAUGCGAAUCGAGGAGGACACACGACUAUCAACAAUCAUUACCACUACAGUCCUCCUCAACAAAUAAGAUACCAGCCUGCUUAUGGCGCUGCUCCCGUCAGCUACCCCGUGUACCGCGGCACUCCCCCUACUUACGUAUAUCAAUACCAGAAUUCGGGCAGCAAAUACAGUACAUUGCUCGCUGGAUUAGCGCUGUUCAACCUUGGCGCUCUCGGCGGCGCCGCGUACGGCUUGCACCACAGCAGCAGCAACUCCGGCAGCGGCGGCGGCUACAGGGCACAGCCGGGCGAAGUCUGUAGAUUCGGCCUCAAGAAAGAGAACGGAGAUUAUGAGGAAACCAGAAUCGAUUGUAACCUAAUAAGCAGUUUCAUAUACGAAGCGGAGGCGAAGAAAAACAACAGCCCGACAAAUACCAGUGUCGUAACCACGACCGUGACGAACGUAACCGUGGUGAACACGACCAAUGGGGAGCCAGCACCGGUGCCAGUCGCCGACGCUACGCCGAACUUCACUGUGCUGGAAAACGGCACCUUAGUACCUGGAAACAUGACGUCUAAUGGGACUGCCGCUAAUGUAACAGCCAAUGAAUCAGAUAGUACGCACAAGACAGAUGAUUCUGUGAACACGAUGACGUCAUCGGUGAUUACGUCGACGACGACGACUAAUACGACGGUGGUGAACGCCGUGGACGUGAAGGGUCCGCCGGUGGACGUGACGCCGGGGAUGACCUGCUACGUCAUCAGGACCACUCCGUCGUCGCGCAUGAAGAAGGCGGUGCCGUGCGGCCUGCUGCAGACCUACUCGCAACAGUCACUCAAGAGAAGCGCGGCAAAUAGAAACGCACCUCUGUUUACACUGUUGUCGGUCGCGAUCGUUGCAUUUGCGAUGUAUUAGGUGAAAAAGUUUGUAUGUGUGUGUGUGUUCAAUAUUUGAGAGGUUGGACGGACUGUGAUAGUCAUAAACUUACUUGAUAUUAUACCAUUGUAUUAUUUUGUUAUAUUUAUGUUUUAUACUAACAUGUUAUGAGACUUAAACCAUUCGUAUACAUCACAAGUAUUUAUAUCUAGUAUGUAAGCAUAGGGAAAGUAUUUUUAUCGAAAUUGCUACAAAGGUAUUCUGAACAGUAACUUAUCUAAAAGUAAUAAAUCUCCUAUUUUGAAUGUGUGCGUUAAUUAAAUCAGUUAUACCUAUGUAUAAGUAAACUUUGUGAUUCGUUAAAUUCUGAACAUAAACCACUAUUUUAUAAGAAAUGAUUUUAAAUAAAUAAACUGUUC
Molecule: messenger RNA, 1751 nt
Organism: Plutella xylostella (diamondback moth)
Lineage: Eukaryota; Metazoa; Arthropoda; Insecta; Lepidoptera; Plutellidae
Source: RefSeq, a predicted model, not a curated record